Cyprinodon tularosa is the source of this 2084-nucleotide messenger RNA. RefSeq names its product trifunctional enzyme subunit alpha, mitochondrial-like. The transcript is spliced from 11 exons. The record is from RefSeq and is a predicted model, not a curated record. Gene Ontology annotation, molecular function: enoyl-CoA hydratase activity; long-chain (3S)-3-hydroxyacyl-CoA dehydrogenase (NAD+) activity; NAD+ binding. Gene Ontology annotation, biological process: fatty acid beta-oxidation. The annotation marks the transcript as partial. Lineage: Eukaryota; Metazoa; Chordata; Actinopteri; Cyprinodontiformes; Cyprinodontidae. Gene Ontology annotation, cellular component: mitochondrial fatty acid beta-oxidation multienzyme complex.
AAUAAAUAUAUAUCUGUUAUUAGUUUGUGUUCUAAAACUGAUUUCUCAAUUUCUUUUCAGUGUGUGAAGACGGGGGUGGAACAGGGCCCAAUUGCUGGAUACUUGGCAGAGUCUCAGAAUUUCGGCCAGUUGGCGAAAACUUCAGAAUCGGCCGCCCUAAUUGGUCUGUAUCACGGUCAAGUAGCAUGCAAGAAGAAUCGAUUUGGAACCCCAGAGAGAGAAGUGAAAACUCUUGCCAUUUUGGGAGCAGGGCUAAUGGGAGCGGGUGUCGCCCAGGUGACUGUGGACAAAGGCAUCCAUACCAUCCUUAAGGACACCACUGUGGAAGGUUUGUCCAGAGGAGAGCAGCAGGUUUACAAAGGCCUUAAUCACAAAACCAAAAAGAAGAGCAUCACAUCCUUUCAGAGGGACUCCAUACUGUCCAACUUGAUCAGCCAGCUAGAUUACAAGGGCUUUGAAAAGGCUGACAUGGUCAUUGAAGCUGUGUUUGAAGAUAUCAAAAUCAAGCAUGCCGUCCUGAAAGAAGUCGAAGCUGUGGUCCCUCCUCACUGUAUAUUUGCAAGCAACACAUCUGCUCUUCCUAUCAAGGACAUUGCUGCUGCUAGCAAGAGACCAGACAAGGUUAUUGGAAUGCACUACUUUUCUCCAGUGGACAAGAUGCAGCUCCUUGAGAUUAUAACCACUGAUAAGACGUCGAAGGACACUACAGCCUCGGCUGUGGCGGUCGGCCUGAAGCAGGGCAAAGUGAUCAUAGUUGUUGGGGAUGGACCUGGAUUCUACACCACGAGGUGUCUGGCUCCUAUGUUGGCUGAAGCUGUACGAGUUCUUCAGGAAGGCGUAGACCCCAAGAAGCUGGAUGGCCUUACAACAAGCUUCGGCUUCCCUGUGGGUGCAGCCACGCUGGCCGAUGAAGUUGGUAUUGAUGUUGCAGCUCACGUGGCUGAGGAUCUCGGCAAGGCCUUCGGCUCCCGCUUUGGUGGCGGAAAUGUGGAGGUUUUAAAGACCAUGGUGGAUCAGGGGUUUAAAGGACGUAAAUCAGGAAAAGGUUGCUACAUCUACCAACCAGGCCGCAAAGUCAAGGAUGUGAACCCAGAGGUUGGAGACAUUCUUGAGAAGUUCAGGAUGACACCGAAUCCUGCUGUUUCAUCAGACUCCGAUGUGCAGUACAGGCUGGUUUCACGAUUCGUCAACGAGGCGGUGCUGUGUCUGCAAGAGGGCGUCCUGAACAACCCGUUGGAAGGAGACAUCGGGGCCGUGUUUGGGCUGGGAUUCCCCCCCUACCUCGGAGGACCUUUCCGCUUCGUAGACAACUUCGGCGCCGACAAACUUGUGGAGAAGAUGAGGAAAUUUGAAGCUGUAUACGGGAACCAGUUCACUCCAUGCCAACUCCUACUGGAUCACGCUAAAGAUUCCAGCAAGAAAUUUCACAAGUGACCAACUCGCCGGUGCUGCCAGUAGCUCCUAAUAAACUCAAGUUUGUCACUAAACAUGUGCCUAACAUCGAUUAAUGGGGAGGGUCAACAUGCUGACUGUACACGUUGACCGUUUAUCAGGUACAAAUAACCUCAAGUGGAGCUGUAUGAUGGGUAAUUAGUGCUGAUUUAUUUUUUUUUCUUAAAAGGGGGGAAAAUUAAAGUUAAUGAUCAUUUCUGGAGUUUUUAUUGCAGUACCUGACCUGUGCUCACUGGUUUUUAACAAUGAGGAGCAGCUUCUAUAGCUUUGAAAAUUAUCAUGAGCUUGAUUCAGCACUAGACUGUAUGGACAGAGGUGAAAUAAUACAAACCGUUUUAUUUCAGGUGUUGUACCUAAUAAACUGGCAAGUGUGUGCAGGUGGAAAGCUGUUUUAAUUUUUUUUACAUGAAUGUUCACUUGAUGUAUAGAUAAAAGGGUGUAUUGACAUGAGUUAUUUACACAUUGCAUCUGUAAAGACAUUUUUUCUGCUGCCAAAUAACUUUUAACACAAUGAAUGUUAAGAUACAUCAUGGUUCAGCAAGUGUCUUGAUUUAUUUGUACAUUAAGGGUUUGCCUUGCUUGGUAUGGAGAAAAAUGUAAAUGUGAAACUUCAAUAAAAAGGUUGAUUAAUU